Parnassius mnemosyne (clouded apollo) is the source of this 261-nucleotide messenger RNA. The record is from the annotation of a GenBank genome assembly. Lineage: Eukaryota; Metazoa; Arthropoda; Insecta; Lepidoptera; Papilionidae.
AUGGACGCCGUCAAAAGACACCGCUGUCGAUACGUCGCAAUACCAAUAGAUUGCACUCCGAAGAGAAGAAGAAUUGAGAGGAGAGAUCCUACCCCGAGGUGGGGUUGCUAUGGGGCGGCGGACCCUGGUGGGAAAAGCAUUCCCGUGGCCCUGCCAAUAUGCGACGAAGGUGGGACAUCAUUGGAGCUUAGUUGGUGCGAGUCCGACAUAACCCGUCCUUGCCCCCGCGAGGCGGGUAUGUGUAAGCAUUUUCUUAUGUAA